Acanthosepion pharaonis is the source of this 594-nucleotide messenger RNA. Lineage: Eukaryota; Metazoa; Mollusca; Cephalopoda; Sepiida; Sepiidae. The record is from the annotation of a GenBank genome assembly.
AUGCCCCCUCCAGUUCUCCUCCAUCUUCUUCCGUCUCCUCCAUAUACUUUUCCGUCUUAUCCGGCAUUCUUCCUACACUUCUCCCCCACCUCAUGCUCAUUCCAGUUCUCCUCCAUCUUCUUGAAAGCUUCUUCCAUACUUCCAGUCUUCUACUCCAACUUAUGCCCCCCACCCCGUUCUCCUCCAUCUUCUUCAUCGUCAAAUCCCUUUUCUUCAUCGUCUACUCCUCCACCUCAUGCUCAUUCCAUUUCUCCUCCAUGUCCUUCAAAGUUUCCUCCAUCUUAUUUAUUUUCGUAUCCUUCAUCAUCUUUCUCCAAAUUAUUCCCAUUUUAUAUUCCCAUCCUGUUCUCCACCAUCUUCAAUAUCGCCUCCAUCUUCUUCUCCAUAUUUUAUCCUAAACUUAAUAUUUCAUUUUUCUUCUCGGCCGUCUUUAAAAUUCGAUCCAUCGUCUUUACCGUUUUAACCUCCAUCUUAUUUUUUUCUCCUGCCUCCUGCUAUUUUCUUCAUCACUUUUUACUUUUAUUUUCUCUUCAGAAAUUUCUUCUCUUUCAGUUUUUUUUUUUUUUUAUGCAGAUAAUCGUGGCGCCACGGUGA